Molecule: messenger RNA, 991 nt
Organism: Prunus persica (peach)
Lineage: Eukaryota; Viridiplantae; Streptophyta; Magnoliopsida; Rosales; Rosaceae
Product: ammonium transporter 3 member 1
Exons: 3
Coding region: 1-939 (312 amino acids)
Biological process (GO): ammonium transmembrane transport
Cellular component (GO): plasma membrane
Molecular function (GO): ammonium channel activity
Source: RefSeq, a predicted model, not a curated record
AUGGCAGAUUUUAUCGCGGUUGAGCUAGAAAAAGGACGUAGCGGGAUCUGGAUAAAGGAACUUGAUUUGCUUGUGCUGCGUCACUAUUGCUCGUUUUCUUUCUCUCCAUUAGUCAACGUCUACUGGCCUGGACCAAGGGUGAAGAAGGACAGGGAGAGAUUUCCACCAAACAACGUACUUCUGGUGUUAGCAGGAGCCGGGUUGCUGUGGAUGGGAUGGGCAGGUUUCAACGGGGGAGACCCGUACGUGGCAAACACGGACUCAUCCAUGGCCGUCCUCAACACCAACAUCUGCGCCGCCACGAGCUUCUUGGUUUGGACUUGGCUCGAUGUCAUCUUCUUUGAGAAGCCUUCCGUCAUUGGAGCUGUCCAAGGAAUGAUCACUGGCCUCGUCUGCAUUACUCCUGCUGCAGGUCUGGUUCAAGGAUGGGCCGCUAUAGUGAUGGGAGUUAUGUCAGGCAGUGUGCCAUGGUUCACCAUGAUGAUAGUGGACAAGAGGUGGAAACUGCUAUCUGCAGUUGACGACACCCUUGGUGUAGUUCACACCCACGCCGUGGCCGGGUUUCUUGGCGGCGUUUUAACGGGGCUUUUCGCUGAGCCUGAACUAUGUGCACUCUUUUUGCCCGUCACAAACUCGCGCGGAGGCGUGUACGGAGGCUCAGGAUUAAUGCAAAUCCUCAAACAAAUUGUGGGAGCCCUAUUUAUCAUUGGAUGGAAUAUUGUGGUCACCUCCAUUAUUUGCCUAGUCUUACGGUGUAUAGUUCCGUUGCGCAUGCCGGAGGAACAGUUACUGAUUGGGGAUGACGCAGUGCAUGGAGAAGAGGCAUAUGCAUUGUGGGGUGAUGGGGAGAAGUAUGAUGUUACUAGGCAUGAGCUUUACUCCGACGAUACGUCACACGCUCAAAAAUAUCCAUCCAGUGGUGCCACUCAGGUGGUCUAACUCAAAGUUAUAUAUUAUUUAUGUUAAUAAUCUGUUCCAAAAAGAAAAAAGA